Caenorhabditis elegans is the source of this 1308-nucleotide messenger RNA. It is a transcript of the gene srr-2, whose product is annotated as Gustatory receptor. The record is from RefSeq and is marked reviewed. NCBI's taxonomy places the organism in Eukaryota, Metazoa, Nematoda, Chromadorea, Rhabditida, Rhabditidae. The transcript is spliced from 8 exons. The coding region runs from base 127 to 1290 and encodes 387 amino acids.
AAAUGACGAUAUUAGCGGAGAUUAUAAAAUAUUUAUUAAAAAGCACCCAAAAUUUCAACUUAAUCGGUGAAAAAAAAUUUUUGGACUAAAAUUUUUUCGUGCUGAAAAUUUUCAAAUUUUUCAACAAUGCCCGUAUCACUUGAAAGCCCAGAAGCCCCACUUUUAAAGCCGAAUAUUUUUGGCUUUUUCCGUUACUUGCUCCGUGUUUCCCCUUACAAUUGCUCCCGGAGCAACCCUAUACGGUUUCUAUUCGUGAUUUUUUCUUUGCUAUCGUUUUUGGCAUUGAUUUUCCGCGCUUAUUGGAUGUUUUUUCAGAUUAGUUCUACGAUUUUAUCCCUCGGCUGGGCUGAAAGAAACCUCUACGCCUUUAUAUCAAUGGAAUCCUUUUCCUGUGUCAUUGCUCUUUACCGAAUGACAACCGUCGGCUCACUGGAAAAAUUCGAGCAAAGUUUGGCCAACUUGAAGAGAAUGAGAGUCACUGGGUACCAUGAGAGUCACGAUGAGUACGGCAAGCUUCGGCUGAAAAUUUUUCUUCUCAAAACUCCGAUUCCUGUGUUUUUCAUUGCCACUGCUAUUUAUUUGGUUGUUAAGCAAAAGAUUAUAGUUGAUACCACAACUCACAACAACUGGUACUACUUUUUCGACGCAGGAGUCAUGGCUCUUUGUGCAUACGUGAACUUUCUUUUCCUGCCAAUUCAUGCAUUAAUACAAAAUGCAAUUGCUAGAGAAUUCCAUGUUUUCAAUGAGGAAUUGGAAGGUGCAUCGAAGAAUAAGGAAUUGUUGAACCCUGCAAUUUUCCAAACAUUUGCCGACCGUCAGAUCAAAAUGUUCGAAUACACAAAUGCACUAACCACCCGGCUUAUGCCUUUCAUGAGUUCUGCUCCGUUUUUAAUAUUGACUGCUCUGGCUAAUGUAACUUUUAUUUUCACAAAUUUGGGCUCCUUAAUAGACACAUACUACUACAUUUGUAUGAUUGGAUUAAUGAUUUGUUGCAUUAUAAUUUCUUCUAAUUUGAUGUAUCCACCAGCUUUGGUUCAAGAAGCGAUGCUCCACACCUCCACAGUCCUUAUGGACGACCAGUAUGUCCAUCAUUCCAAAGAUCCACAAAUCUACACUACCUACCGCAGUAUGGUGGAUCGAUCAAUCAAUAAUCGCACAGUCAACCUAGUUGUCCAAAUUUUCAGUGUGAAUCGGAAAAAUAUUGAGAGAGCUUAUUUUGUUAUAACUAAUAUUGUGUUGCUUAUGACCGUGUUUUAUAAUAUUUUGGAUAGACUUCCAGUUGUGAAUUAAUAAAAAGUUGAUGUAAAA